AUGCCGGGCAUCCUCUCCCGCGCCCUCGCCGAGCUGGGCCUCGCGACGCUCGCCUCGUGCGCGCCCGACAUCCGGCUCCUCAUGGCGCAGCGCUUCACGCGCCUCUUCGCCUACGGCGCCUCGACCCUCAUCCUCGUCAGCUACCUCGAGUCGCUGGGCCACGACCGCGCCCAGUCCGGCCUGUUCAUGACGCUCACCCUCGCCGGCGACAUGGUCAUCAGCUUCUUCCUCACCCUGGCCGCGGACCGCGUCGGCCGCAGGGCCACGCUCGCCGCGGGCGCCGCCCUCAUGGCCCUCAGCGGCGUCGCCUUCGCCCUCUUCCGCAACUACUGGGUGCUCCUGGCCGCCGCCGUCCUGGGCGUCAUCUCCCCCAGCGGCAACGAGAUCGGGCCCUUUCGCGCCGUCGAGGAGAGCAUCGUCGCGCACCUGACGGCCCGCGAGGAGCGCAGCGACGUCUACGCCUGGUACAGCCUGCUCGGGACCGCGGGCACCGCCUUUGGCAUCGUGUCCUGCGGCUGGGUGACGCACGCGCUGGUCCGCGCUGGCUGGGACCCGGGAGAGGCCUACAGGCUCGUCUUCUGGGGGUACGCGGGCCUGGGCGCCGUCAAGCUGCUGCUGACGCUGGGCCUGUCGCGGGCCGUCGAGGCCGAGCGCAAGACCGCGACGGAGGGGGGGCCCUCGGGGACGGAGACGGAGCCGCUGCUCGCCGCGGCCGGGGAGGCGCCGCCGGAGAGGAGGUCGUGGAGGUCGCUGAUGCCGCACGUCACGGCCGAGAGCAGGGCCAUUGCCGCCACCCUGUGUCUGCUGUUUGGCCUGGAUGCGUUUGCCUCCGGCCUCGCGCCGCUGUCCUGGGUGACGUUUUACUUCCGCUCGCGGUUCGGCAUUGAAGAGGGCCGCCUGGGCUCCAUCUUCUUCGUCACGUCUCUCAUCUCGGCGGCUUCCGUCAUCGUGGCCUCGUCCAUUUCCAAACGCCUCGGAAACGUCAAGACCAUGGUGUUCACACACCUCCCCUCGUCCGUCUUCCUGGCCCUGCUCCCCCUCCCUUCAAACGUCUCCCUCUCCCUCACUCUGCUGGCCCUCCGCGCGUGCACGCAAUCCAUGGACGUGGCUCCCCGCUCCGCCUUCCUGGCCGCCAUCCUCUUGCCCUCUGAGCGGACCGCAGUCAUGGGGCUGGUCAAUGUCGUCAAGACGAGUGCGCAAAGUCUGGGACCCCUCAUCACCGGCGUCUUGGCAAAUCAUGACUUGUUCUGGGUCAGUUUUGUGUGUGCUGGUUCCUUGAAGGUUUGCUAUGAUUUGGGGCUGUUGGUUGUUUUCAAGGAAAGAGAACGACAAAGAGCGAGGGAUGAGGAGACGAGGUGA
Messenger RNA from Metarhizium brunneum ARSEF 3297, 1359 nucleotides. RefSeq lists its product as uncharacterized. Gene Ontology annotation, cellular component: fungal-type vacuole membrane. The record is from RefSeq and is a predicted model, not a curated record. Gene Ontology annotation, molecular function: transmembrane transporter activity. Lineage: Eukaryota; Fungi; Ascomycota; Sordariomycetes; Hypocreales; Clavicipitaceae. Gene Ontology annotation, biological process: transmembrane transport.